CUGCCGAGGGCGGGCAGCGCGCACACGGCUCCGCUCCGCGCCCCGCCGCUGCCGGAAAAUGUUCGACGGCUGCCUCCUGCCCCUCGUCUUCCCCUGCCUGCUGCUGCUGGGCGGGACGGACGCCGCCACAGCUGGCGGCGCGGAGCUGGAAGUGGUGAUCCCGGAGCGAGUGGCGCUGGAGAAGAUCCACCUGCUGCCGCCCGCCGGCCGAGGGGAUCGCGGCGGCGGCCCCCGGCGCCGACGGGCGCUGGAGCGGGCGGCGGAGGCCCUGCUGCUGCUGCGCCUGCCCGCCGCCGGCACCGAGCUCUACCUGCAGCUCCGCCGCGACCUCCGCUUCCUCGCCCGGGACUUCGUGGUGGAGCAUCGGCGCGGGGAAGGGCGGCGGGCGCCCGGCCCCCGGCGGCCCUCGGAGGAGCGGCUCUGCUUCUACACGGGACACGUGCUGAACCGCAGCGACUCCUUCGCCUCCCUCAGCACCUGCGCCGGGCUGGUUGGCUAUAUUCAAAUUGGAUCAGAGCAAAUGUUAAUACAACCAGUGAAUACAUCAGAGACCUCAUUUAGUGGAAAAGAACACUUCAUCAGACAUAGGCGCUCCACAAAACCAAGCCAUCCCAUGAAGUCGCACAUUCCUGAUGAGCACUGCAAGGUUGUAGCAGAAAAGAAGAGGCAAAAGAAGAUGAAAUCAACCAGUGACUGGAGGGAGAGAAGAAAUGCUAUUCGGCUUACCAACGAGUACACAGUAGAAACACUGGUGGUGGCAGAUGCUGAUAUGGUCCAAUACCACGGUGCAGAGGCUGCCCAAAGAUUCAUCCUCACAGUUAUGAAUAUGGUGUACAACAUGUUUCAACAUCAAAGUCUUGGAAUUAAAGUCAGCAUUCGAGUGACAAAACUGGUCCUGCUUCGCAAUCGACCUGCAAAGUUGUCUAUUGGGCAUCAUGGAGAGAGGUCUCUGGAGAGCUUUUGCCACUGGCAAAAUGAAGAAUAUGGUGGAGCAAAGUACCUUGGUAACAACCAGGUUCCUGGUGCAAGGGAUGACACCCCUCCUGUGGAUGCUGCUGUAUUUGUAACCAGGACAGAUUUCUGCGUACACAAAGACGAGCCUUGUGACACUGUGGGAAUUGCUUACCUGGGAGGUGUUUGCAGUGCCAAGAGAAAAUGUGUACUUGCUGAAGAUAAUGGUCUCAAUCUGGCAUUUACAAUUGCACAUGAACUUGGGCACAACAUGGGGAUGAGCCAUGAUGACGAUCAUCUGCCCUGUGCAGGGAGGUCCCAUAUUAUGUCUGGAGAAUGGGUCAAGGGCAGGAACCCCAGUGACCUUUCCUGGUCUUCAUGCAGCCGCGAUGACCUUGAAAACUUCCUAAAAUCCAAGGUCAGCACCUGUUUGCUGGUAACAGACCCCCGAAGCCAGUACGCGGUGCGGCUCCCUCACAAGCUGCCUGGAAUGCACUACAGCGCCGAUGAGCAGUGUCAGAUCCUCUUUGGGACCAAUGCUACGUUCUGUAAAAAUAUGGAGCAUUUGAUGUGUGCUGGGCUCUGGUGCCUGGUGGAAGGAGAUACAUCCUGUAAAACAAAGUUGGAUCCCCCUCUGGAUGGCACUGAAUGUGGCGCAGACAAGUGGUGCCGAGCUGGGGAGUGUGUCAGUAAAACUCCCAUCCCUGAGCAUGUUGAUGGAGACUGGAGCAUGUGGAGUCAGUGGAGCAUGUGCAGCCGGACGUGUGGCACAGGAGUGCGAUUCAGACAGCGGAAGUGCGACAAUCCCCCCCCGGGGCCUGGCGGGAAGAACUGCCGUGGAGCCAGCGUGGAGCACACCGUGUGUGAGAACUUGCCCUGCCCCAAAGGUGUGCCGAGCUUCAGGGACCAGCAGUGCCAGGCCCACGACAGAUACACCAACAAGAAGAAAAGCCUCCUGACAGCUGUCAUUGUUGAUGAUAAGCCAUGUGAGCUCUUCUGUUCUCCACUGGGGAAGGAUUCUCCUGUGCUGGUGGCAGACAGAGUCCUUGAUGGUACUCCAUGUGGGCCUUACGAGACUGACCUCUGUGUACAUGGCAAGUGCCAGAAAAUUGGCUGCGAUGGAAUCAUUGGUUCAGCUGCCAAAGAGGAUCGCUGUGGAAUCUGCAGUGGUGAUGGCAAAACCUGUAAAGUGGUGAAAGGCGACUUCAACCACACGAAGGGGAUGGUCACCAAUAGUCAUUGUAAGAAGGUUUCCACAUGUGUGAUGGCAAAGGCAAAGGCUGUUCCCAAGUGUUUCUCGUGUUACAUCGAAGCAGCUGUGAUCCCUGCAGGUGCCCGACGGAUCAGAGUGGUUGAGGACAAACCUGCUCACAGCUUUCUGGCUUUAAAAGAUUCCAGUAAGAGAUCCAUUAACAGCGACUGGAAAAUUGAGCUUCCUGGUGAGUUUCAGAUCGCAGGCACUACUGUCCGGUACGUGCGAAGGGGUCUGUGGGAGAAAAUCUCUGCCAAAGGACCAACUAAAAUACCACUGCACUUGAUGGUGCUGUUAUUUCAUGACCAGAAUUAUGGAAUUCAUUAUGAAUACACCAUUCCUGUAAACUAUACUGCUGAAAACAGAAGCGAGCCAGAAAAGCAACAGGAUUCUUUGUACAUCUGGACGCACAGCGGAUGGGAAGGGUGCAGCGUGCAGUGUGGAGGAGGCGAACGGAAAACAAUUGUGUCCUGUACUCGAAUUAUUAACAAGACCAUGACACUGGUGAAUGACAGUGACUGCCAGCGAGUGAAUCGCCCCGAGCCCCAGGUCAGGAAAUGUAACACACACCCCUGCCAGUCACGGUGGGUGACUGGCCAUUGGAGUCCCUGCUCUGCCACUUGUGAGAAAGGUAUCCAGCACCGGGAGGUGACUUGUGUCUACCAGUUGCAGAAUGGCACCUACGUUAACACGAGAGACCUCUACUGCCUGGGCAACAAACCAGCAACAGUACAGAGCUGUGAAGGACGGGACUGCCUCUCUAUCUGGGAAGCAUCAGAGUGGUCAAAGUGUUCAGCAGACUGUGGCAAAGGGAUCCAGAAAAGAACAGUGACGUGCACAAAUUCUCAAGGAAAGUGUGAUGCAGCCACCAGGCCAAGAGACGAGGAGGAGUGUGAGGAUCACACCGGCUGUUACGAAUGGAAAACAGGCGAUUGGUCUAAGUGCUCCUCAACCUGUGGGAAGGGCCUCCAGUCACGUGUGGUGCAGUGCAUGCACAAAGUCACCGGGCGCCACGGCAGCGAGUGUCCCGUCCUGUCCAAGCCAGCGGCCUACAGGCAGUGCCACCAGGAGGUCUGCAAUGAGAAGAUUAAUGUCAACACAAUUACCUCGCCCAGACUUGCUGCUCUCACGUACAAGUGCACAGGCGACCAGUGGACAGUGUACUGCAGGGUGAUCCGGGAGAAGAACCUGUGCCAAGACAUGCGGUGGUAUCAGCGCUGUUGCCAGACUUGCAGAGACUUUUAUGCAAACAAGAUGCAGCAGAAGAGUUAAUGAACCUGUGCUACUUCUUAGGGUAUUACAGCUAUUCGUAUGUAAGUCACGGACUAGUAGGUCUGAGUACUGGAACUUCAUGAGUUUGCUACAAUGUGGUGGAUUCCAAAGCAUACCUAAUAAGACUUGAAACUAAUUCUACAGACUGGAUACCAAAGUAAUCCACUCAUCCACCUUAAAAAAAUUAAAAAUAAACAUAAAAAGCACACACAAAAACAAAACAAAAGCAGAAAAGAGUCAUCUCAAGGAGCCAAUCAUUUUAUCAUAUCUUGACAUCUUUACCUUUUUCAUUAAUGCUUUUUACUUUAAUAUAUUAAAUCACCAGCCACUGGAUGGCUUGCUACCAUUAAAAAAAAGGACAAGAGUUGCAAGGUUGACUAAGGUUAUGGGUGCCUCCAUGGAGGAAGGCCUCUGGCAAAAUAAAUCAGCAAAGGUAGAGACAUUACUUACCCUUUUAAUCUUGGUUUUCAUCUGAUGUUUUUAAUUCCCAACAGUUAUCCCACUGUGGAGGGGACUUGGAGGGACAUGCAUAAAUUAAAUGCUUAAUUUAAAGAGGGGAUUUGCUGUAAAAAGCUCGUGAAAACUGAUAGCAGAAGAUGGACAUCUCUGAAAUUCCCACAGAAAGCUCAGUACAGUUAUAUCCAACAUUCCAAGUCAUAUUUUUUAGAGCAACUAAGGACUGCUCUUCUUUCCAAUUCUAAAAAACAAUCCUCUCUCUUUUCCCCAAAAUAAUAUAGUUUCUUUUUUGAAGCCUAAUUUAUGAGCUUAAUGAAAUGGAAGCUUAUUAACAGCAGUAGGUAGUAAUUUUUACGCAAAAACCGUACACAGCAAGGUGGAAAAAGCCAGAAAUCAUUUCAUCCAGCAGAGCUUAGUGGGGGAUCGCUUGCUCUAAUCUCUCUCCAGUUUUUAGAAGGCAAUCAGAUAAUGAGACAAUGUUUUUCUGUUUGUUUGUUUUUUUUUAAGAGGACCAUGAAACUGGAUAGCAUUGGUACAGAAACAGGCCUUGGAACAACAUUUGAAGGAUGGACUGGAGAGCAGAACAGGUGUUUCCUGUCUCUUGGCUCUUGUAUACAGCUGAGAUUAUGUAGCAUUUUGAGUCAAAAGUGCUAUAAGCAAUACAAGACAUUCAAGAUGAGACCUUGAGCUUGUUGAAGCCCUAAGGCCAAGACUUCUAUUGCCUUCAGUAAGGGUUAGGAUUUUGCUCACUGUAUUUUAAUGCUUUCUGCCUUAAUUUUGUGGUGCUGUCAGGUUUGGUGCUGUUGGAUUGGUGCUAUCAGAGCACUUCGAAAGUGCUGCAUAUAUGAUAUUCUCUUCCAUGUGUCUGCACUUUAAACCAGACUCCUCUCUGAUAUGCGAGACUUGAAACAGGAGCUCUACCCAGGGCAGAGUUUGUCCCCUCUGUUAGCCCUACAGACCAAUGUCUCUCUAUCACAUCUUGCUCCAGCACGUAUCAUUUCCCUUGCCAGGCUCUAAGGCCAGUUGUGCAGUGGUUAAGUUACAGCUCGCUCUUCACAAUACGAACAGAGCCUUUUGGAUGAAUUGCAGCUUUGUACUCGCUCUAGAACUGUGUGUUACUGUUUUAUUCCUCGGAGAUGAGUGCAGAACUAAGCCCAGCUAUUACCCCAGCCCCUGGGCCGCUCAGAAUUGCAGCUCACACCUGUCCUCAAGUUGUCUUUGUUGCUGUUGUCUCCUUUCAAUGCAAGGAGGGAUAAAGACUCUUAGUACCUAACGUAUCUUUAAAGCAACUCCUUCUUCCUUAUUUCAAUACUCAGAAUCUCACUGGAAUAACUCAUUAGCGUUUUACCAACAGCUUUUUCAAGCACGGAGAACUAAUAUCCAUCAACAGACUAAUACUGCGUGGGCUUCACAUUCGCAUCUGUGCUUAUGAGUGCGACUGAGCACGUGUGCAAACAAGGGUUUGCCUGUAUGCACAAAGCCACGUUUGCACACAAUUUUUUCCCAAGUGCCUGUCACAAACAGAUCUGCUUUCCUGUUCCCCAGAUGAUUUUCUCUAUUAGGGAAAUGAUUCUAACUUGUUUUUGUUAAUACUGGAUGUUCUUUUGGCAUCUGAUUGUCAGGAUCAGACCUCCUUCUUCUGUUCUUCCCACCCUGUAGCCCAAGUGCAGAGGUUGUGUAGCUACUUAGCAAGCAAGCAAUGGAAAAUGUUGUGAGAGGGGUGACAUGGAAGGUUUUUGCAAUACCACAAUGGUGUCGGGUUAGGCAAAUUUAUAGGUAGAUGUACUGCUAAUGAGAAAGUUCCAAGAGAGCAGACAAAGCCAAGAAAACCUAAUUUAUAUUGAUAUUUUAUAGCAGUAGUUUCCCCUCUUGCCUGCUGUCAUAAGCUGCGGUAACACAGCCCUGCUGCACAGCGGGACGGUGACUGUCCUUCCUGCCUCCCCAUCGCCACAGGCACCUCGCAGCAUCGUGGCUGAGCUGGCUCUCCUCACAUCCUUCAUUUGGUUUGGAGUUUUUCUUUUAAUGGGCAACAUUUGCCCGUGAAUUGGCCUGAACUGAUGAAAUGCCACCCCCUCGCUGAUCUUUUUUUGGCAUUGCUAACAUUUACAUUGGCCUGUUGAAGGAUUUGCCGCUGGGCUUCUCUGUUUUCUUGGAAUAAUAGUUUGUGCGUUUGUUAUUAAUGGGAAUCAAAGGUGUUUGAAUUAAUUUUUAAAUAUCAGGGGUUAUUUUUCCUUCUGGUGCUGAUCUGUCACCCUGUCUAGGCAGUAGGUGAGCUCCUAGAAAGGUGCAUAGGUGAGGAAGGAUUUUAAUUAUUUUUUUCCACAAAUAAUUCAUGGUGGCUACGUAGACUUGAGGCCUGUCCCAGUACACUUGGUCCUGGAUUUUAAAGGACAUUUGGUCCCAAGUUCUGGGUCCUACCUAAGGAAAUAUGAACUUAGAAGGAAUUCUUCUGAAUAUCUGAGCACUGAAAACCACCUCACUUGCUCUCACAGUCCACAGAUUAGUAUGCAUCAACCUUUUUUUAAUAAUCAGAAACCAACUUUGAUUAAAAACUGAUGGCACAACACAGCUCCAUUUUAUAACAUUCUCUUGCUUUAUCUGGUGACAACCCUCCCAUUUUAUAAUAACCAGAAAAAUCAAGAAAAAAGAGUUCAAUUCUGUUCGAUACUCAUGCACUUCUGUUUUGUAUCAUUUUAUAGGAGCUUUACUAUGAAUUUACAGCUAUGCUCUGCCCUCAGUUACUCCAUCCUGGUGAUAGGAAAGCUGUUUGUUUCGGUGUAUCUAUGACAAUACAUUUUUUUUUAGUUGUUGUUCGUAAAAGAUUGACACUCUUUAGAUUACAGUGGUGGUAUUUCCAUAUUGUAAACAAUACUCUGUACUGUUACUAAAGUACUGUACAUUUCUAGUUGCACAAUUGUGUUAUUGAGUGUAGAUUCUCACUAUCUCAUGUAUGGUGCUAAUUUUGUUGGUGGAGAAGAAUCUUAGCAGUCGAUUAUUGCUUGAUAUUUUAUUAUAAUACAGGGAUAUAUCCUCCAUGGCAAUAAUAUCAUUUAAGUUUUUCAUUACAGAGUGAAAUGUAUAUAUUUUUCCAUUAGUUAAUUUGCAUAUGUACUGUAUCCAUGGUAAUUUUCUUCUUGGUGCUGGUUAUAAAUAGAAAAGAUAAAAACAGUCAAACUGAAUGGAACCAGUUGUAAAUGAAAACAAAAAAAAAAAAAAGAAAAGAGGAUCAUACCAUUCUGAAAAAAAGAAAUGAGUAUGUUGAAUAAUAAAUUUAUUUUUUCCAUAACAACUUUAAUAAGGUUUCCGAACUUAAAAAAAAAUAAUAAUAAUACAAAGCAAAUCAAACAGCUAACAUGAAAAUUAAGAGCAGGGACUGAAGCUGUAAGCAGUACAUCAUGCAUCUGUCUAAUACUGGACUGAGACUGGGAAAAUUGGUUAAGUCUAGGCCAACUGUUUGGUAGCUGUGGUAGGUGUAAAAAGCCAUUUGUCAGCAAAAGUCUGGCAUCCUCUUGUUCCUGGUGUGCUAACAAAGCAAGAAAUUACGGGUCUUGUCCCGACCGGGUUGCAAAAUAAAGCGCAGGGAAUGUUGAUACCUGCUUAUUGUCUAGCAAGGUCUGUGGUCAGUGACACAACAGCAGAAAAUGCCUGUGUGGGGAAAACGAGCCAGGCUCCGUUUGGGGUAUCGCUGGGUAUGGCUGAGCAGGCUGCGGGGAACCUAAAGCUUACGCGUGGAGGGAGAGACAUUUUGCAAGUGCUUUUGGGAGAGGUUGCUUUCAAUAUAUGUUGGAGCUGAGAUGAAGUGGCAGCUAGCUGUGUGUUUAAUGGUAGCUGCUCCAUGGGCGCAACCUGAUAACGAAGGCUGCUGAGCAUGUGGAAAUUUAUAUUGGAGCUAAACUAUUCCAUUCCUUGGAACGGUAUCUACAUAACCUAGCUGCACACUGCUCUGGUGUGAAAUAAACAGAAUUACUUCAGUG
Cygnus olor (mute swan) is the source of this 7905-nucleotide messenger RNA. RefSeq names its product ADAM metallopeptidase with thrombospondin type 1 motif 17 (gene ADAMTS17). Gene Ontology annotation, biological process: extracellular matrix organization; proteolysis. The transcript is spliced from 24 exons. NCBI's taxonomy places the organism in Eukaryota, Metazoa, Chordata, Aves, Anseriformes, Anatidae. Gene Ontology annotation, cellular component: extracellular matrix. Bases 59 to 3475 code for a protein of 1138 amino acids. Gene Ontology annotation, molecular function: metalloendopeptidase activity. The record is from RefSeq and is a predicted model, not a curated record.